This is a messenger RNA of Letharia columbiana, 303 nucleotides long. RefSeq lists its product as uncharacterized. The coding region runs from base 1 to 303 and encodes 100 amino acids. The transcript is spliced from 2 exons. NCBI's taxonomy places the organism in Eukaryota, Fungi, Ascomycota, Lecanoromycetes, Lecanorales, Parmeliaceae. The record is from RefSeq and is a predicted model, not a curated record.
AUGCUUACUUCCGAUGUGAUUGCUCAGGGUCGCAUAUUCUGGCUUAUGGAUCCAUACAAAGAUCAAGACUCAGACGACCUAGACAACCCGGAAUCGACCCACGAUAAGAAGAGUAACCUGCAACGAUACAUAAAACCGGGCCAAUUCACAACCCUAGUUUCAGCAGCAUUUACAUGUGACGCCACAACGACAUUGAAGAUCUUUACAGAACUCGUUGACGCUCACAAGGUUACGAGACUCGCAUUUACAGAAACAAAGCAAGAAAAGUCCCCUGGCGUCUCCGAUACAGUGGGGGAAUCCUGA